AAAGGGAAGCAGCCUCCUCGUUCUCGGCCUCCGGAUUGCACACAGCCAGGCCGGCCGGCGAACCCUCUCCUCUGUCCCCUACCCCCAGAAAUCGACCACCGCCAAAAAUGCUGCCCCUUCUCCGCGGCGUCGUCUCCGGCCACCUCCGCCGCUCCCUGUCCACAGCCGCCCCGCGCCCUCCCUGGGUGCUCAUGGACCGCGAUACGCAGCUCACCAGAUCCCCGGUAGGCGUCUCCUCCUCCUUCCGCCCGCCCCCCUCCGCCUCCUCCAUCACCGUCCCCGUCUGGUCCUUGGACCUACAGCCUCCCGGGGCCGGGGACAACAACCUGUACAUGGACACCAUGCGCAGCCGCCUCCUCGCCGCCAGCGCCCACGGCUUCCUCCUCCUCGACGCUCACAAGUCCCGUUUCAAGCUCCACCCCAAAGCGGACCUCAACCUCCCGCCCGACGUGCUCCUCAAGGUCACGCCCUCCGAGCUCGUCUGCCGGAGGUUCGAGCGCCGCGUCUGCAACCCGGUCACCGGCGACCUCUUCCGCCUCCCGGACCUCCACGGCACCUCAACGGACGGCAUGGGCCUCCUCACCCAGCCCGAGAGGUACGUCGCGGCCCAGCUCACCGAGGUCGACGGCGGCCGCCGCUUCAUGCUGCGCCGGUUCUCCUCGGAGACGGGGGACUGGGGCGAGCUGGUGCUGCCGUCGCCGCUGCCGCCUGGCCGCCGGAUGCACCUGGACCAAGAGCACGAGGUGCUGGACUUCGGGGGCCGGCUCUGGUGGGUGGACCUCAGCUGGGGCGCCGUCUGCGUCGACCCGUUCGGCGCCCGGCCUGAGCUCCGCGCCGUCGAGCUGCCGGAAGGCUGCGUGCUCCCUGGCCAACACAGCGACACGGACAUAAGGCGGCUCGUCAACCUCAAGCACCGCCGCAUGGGUGUCAGCGCCGGCAGGCUGUGCUACGCCGACGCCGACGCGUUCCAUAUCAGGUCCUUCACGCUGGACGACGAGAGCGGCCGCUGGACGCUCCAGCACCAGGUGCCCGUUGACAGCCUUUGGCCCAAUGGCAAGGUGCUGCCUUCCGUUGCUGCUAUCGACCCGCUCGACGCUGAUGUGCUGCACCUCAACGUGGAGGAAUUUACCGUCAGCGUGGACAUGCGCCAGGAGACUAUCCUUGUGGGUAGUGCAUCUUUGCUGAGAGGCGUUUCUCCUCAGUCCGCCUCAAGCUCCUACCUGCCAUGUGUGCUCCCAUCAUUUCUCGGAUCGGCCCCGAUUCCAGGCAAGAAUGACGUCGAAAAAAAUAAGACUCUGGCAGAUGUUCUGGUUCGUUCGGACAGACACCUGAAGACCUGAAAGGUUUCUUAAAACUAACAAUCAAGUAGUGGCAGACGGUGGCAGUUUAUGGGACUCUGACUUUGCGGGAGAGGUGGAGUUUGCUGGUGAAUCAUCUCACCUUUUUUGGGCGAAUCUGGGAGUUGGUUUGGUUCAGACUUCCAGUUGACACUUGAGAGUAGCGCGAUAAGUAGAAUUACUCAGCUAAAGCGGUGUGAUAUGUGUAAUCGCUGCAAGACAAUGUUGUCUCUUUUGUAGGUAAAAGGUCAUGCAUCCACAUGUUUAACUCACUAUUUGGGUUCUCCUCUGCUUAUCUGUCUUACGCUCAGUAUGGUGAUGAAUUGCUGAUGCGCAUUUCAGUUUCA
Messenger RNA from Lolium perenne, 1684 nucleotides. RefSeq lists its product as uncharacterized. The record is from RefSeq and is a predicted model, not a curated record. NCBI's taxonomy places the organism in Eukaryota, Viridiplantae, Streptophyta, Magnoliopsida, Poales, Poaceae.